GCUUUCAACUGCGGGUGCUUGACUCACUUCACCUGUGUGUAUUUCUAGCUAUUUGCUAAAACUCUAUCUGUCUGUCUGUCUGCCAACAUGCUGGUUCGGGCUCUCCUGCAGACCUCACUGGUCCUGUGGCUGGUACAGAGCACCAUACAAGGAGGAGUUAGGCCGCAGACUGGAUCCCUGGGAAGACUGGCUAGUAGAGGUCCUGGUGUCGGUGUAAAGUCUGGAGUGGCUGGUAUCCUUGGAGCUCGUGGCUAUGGGGCAGGCAAGCCAGGAAAGACAGGUGCUGGCCGUUAUCUUGGAGGGGCAGCAUACAGACCCGCUCCGAUCAGAGGAGGCCUGAAACAAGGAUAUGGAACGCUCGGUUAUGGAGGAGCUGCAAACCUUGGAACUGGCCUCGGGACUGGCCUCGGGACCGGCCUCGGGACCGGCCUCGGGACCGGCCUUGGGACUGCCGGGCUGGGACUCGGUGCAGGGUAUGGCCUAGGCAACGGGCUCGGAGCAGCCAUAGGUUAUCCAGCAGGGAAGCUUGGAGGAAGAGGUUACACCAGUAAUGGCUAUGGAGCACAGCUAGGUUACGGUGCAGGAGGAUACCCCGCCGCUGGACGCGGCGCUGCAGGAGGGUAUGCGCCUACAGGACAAGCUUCUCAACCGGGAUAUGGUGUAUUUGCUGGCACACCCACAGGGCAAGGCUCAAAAGCAUCAAAACUGGGUGUUGGGCCUAGAGGUGGCCAGCCCAUGUCACAGCAAGAGAGGGGCGAUGGUUACAGUCGCGGAGGGGUCCCUAAUGGACAGGGUGCUAUAGCCAAUGGUAAAACUCAUCCCAGAUGUUUCCCAUCAGGACCAGGAGUGACCAAUGGAAUGAGAGCUCAAAUUAAGGGAUAUGGUCCAGCAGCAGAUAUGAUUAAUGCACAAGGAAUUACAAACAAUGGGCCAGUUUUGCCCAACGGACAGGGCGCCAAACCAUCCAAUAAUGGAUAUGGCCUUGGUGCUGCUGGCUAUCUUGGAGCUGGUUUGACUGACGGUUAUGGAGCAGGUCUUGGGGCCGGUGGAUAUCCACAGGGAGUUCGAGCGGGAAAGCAGAUUGCAGGCUACAGCAAUGGAUAUGGCAGUGAGGUUUAUGGCACAGCGGACGGUUAUGGGGCAGGACCUGCCUACCCAUCAAUGUUAGCUGAUAAUGGGCUGAACGGUGUAGCUGGUCUUGCUGCUGGAAGCUUUGGAGGCCUUGGAGGUCCAGGGAUGGUGGUGAACCCCGGCCUGGGUGCUGAUGCCAAGUCUAGAAAGUAUGGGGCUGGUGGAGUUCUUGGAGCUGCCGGAUCCUUGCCUUACGGUGGCCAGCCUGUGGUCUCGGCUGGACUUGGCCCUCAAGGCAAGUCUGGUAGUUAUGGCGGAGCUGCAUUCGGAGGAAUACCAACCCUUGGGCCGGAGACUUCUCUGGGUGGUGCAGGUGGAGCAAUGGAGCCUUUAGCAGGUGGAGCUGUAGGCCAGAUUCCUUACAGUGCACCAGUCAUUGCAGCUGGGCUUGAUGUUGAUGCUGGUUAUCCUUUUGGAGCUGAGCAACUCAGUCUGGGCGCUGAUGCCACAAAGACAGCCGCCAAAUAUGGCACAGGCUAUGCAGCUGCACUAAGUGCUGGUGGUCAGGGGCCCUAUGGUGGACAAAAGGAUGGAAGCAAGCUUAGUGGCAUUUAUGGAAAUGGCUACAAAGGUUGAUUUCCAAGGCCAUGCUGUUAACCCCGUCAGUGUUUUUUUUAGCUCCUUUCUGCCUAGUGUUCCUCACCGUUGUGAAGUUUUGUGACAUGUUUUUGUCUGCCAUAUUGUUUUAGUCUUAGUUUUGUGCCCAUUUGUGUGAUUUGUGUGUAUGUGUGGUUGUGUUCCUUGUUUGUGGAUGUUCCCCCAGUCUGUUCAUUUGUCUUGUUCAGUGGAGUGUUUCAUGUCCUUUGUGUGUCUCUGUAUCUAACUAAAACAUGCUAAGCACUUCAUUGGCUGUUAUUUUAAUUCUUAUGAAACACUAAAUAUUACA
Molecule: messenger RNA, 2017 nt
Organism: Labeo rohita (rohu)
Lineage: Eukaryota; Metazoa; Chordata; Actinopteri; Cypriniformes; Cyprinidae
Exons: 28
Coding region: 88-1707 (539 amino acids)
Source: RefSeq, a predicted model, not a curated record